GUACUUGCAGUUCUCAUAUGCCUUGCGUUCCCUCCUUACGAACCGCUUCUUCUGACGUUCGCAUCUCAACAUGAUCACGCGGACUUGAAAACAAGGUUUUGUAUCAGUCGGAUGGAAAAUUCAUGAAUAGCGUGCAGAGCCUCAAAACUUUACUUCGUCAACAGGACCAUCUGUCUAUGGCGCUUUUCUAGCAUAGAAAUACCGCUCGGUCCUAAUCAGUGUAUCUUGGUUACCGUCCUUUCUUGAGCUAGCAUGGGGACCCUUCCUGUCGCUACGGCGGAGCUUAUUGGCACCUUUCUCGAAGCCAUUUUCUACGGUAUUUAUUUAGUGAUCUUCCCUCGGUGUCUCCAAGUACUUCGCAAGAAGCGUGUCAAUACCUGGUUGAUGGUUUACUUCUUGGCGACUAUGUUUGCUAGCUUCGUUCUAAUCACUAUGCACAUUUGCGUCGACCUUACACGUGCGAUGAUGGCCUUCACUGCUAACAUGGAUGUUGCUUCUGCGCCUGAAACGUUCUACGCCAACGUAGACACGAGACUCAACAUGCUCAAGAAUUCUACUUAUGUUACUACCACUCUCAUUGCGGAUAUGGUGAUCGUAUUUAGGACGUUCAUCAUCUGGGGACGCAACUACUGGAUUGUUUUAGUGCCCACUCUUCUUUUCGGAGCAGAUAUAGCAAUGUCUGCAUGGUUCACCUGGUCUGUAAAUGAAGCGAAGCCGGGAGCUAGUGUCCUCAUUUCAAAUGUCUUUGCUCGCUCCAAGUACUUCUACAUUUGCACCCUUGCGCUAAACCUCUUGUGCACCGUAUUGAUCGCGUACAAAAUUUGGAGCAUACAGCGCAGAGUUUUAAAUCAAUACUAUGGCAGGCUUCCGAAUGCUUUGUCUAUUGUAGUAGAGUCCGCUGCCAUCUACUCUUGCUUGCUCAUCGUGCUCAUCGGGACCAGUAUUGCCGAUUCAGCGUCGAUGUUCUUUCUUCUGAACUCAAUCUCUCCCGUCAUAGGUUCUGUGUUUUCCUACGUGAUUCUUCGUAGCUCAAGUACAUCCUCACGUUACAAUUCCGAAACUUCCGUGAAGGUUGCCAGCGCCCUCCAGUUUGCUGCCGGCAGUGCUGCAUCGGCAGACAUGUCUCAUGCUCGAUCUGGCAAGAAUACAGCCCGAAUGGAUGGCGUAGAGAUACAUUUGGAGCAAAUCGUACACACCGACGAAGAAAGCCACCAUAUGAUACAUAUGAUUGCAGCUGUUUGCACAACAAUGUAGCGAGCGAAAUAUCGGCAGCAAAUAUCAAGUAUACUUGCGGGGUUUGAUGUGGAAACCUGGGCAGAUCAUCUAGAGUCUGAGAGAGGGAAGAUGCCAUAGCAAUUUUACGUUCGCCUGACGCGGGUGUGUUUGGCGGCGUUCCUUGUCGUGAACAGCGGCUGUGAUCCAGAACAAAUCCAGAACGGUGAG
Molecule: messenger RNA, 1443 nt
Organism: Somion occarium
Lineage: Eukaryota; Fungi; Basidiomycota; Agaricomycetes; Polyporales; Cerrenaceae
Source: the annotation of a GenBank genome assembly